This is a messenger RNA of Alternaria atra, 5157 nucleotides long. RefSeq lists its product as uncharacterized. The record is from RefSeq and is a predicted model, not a curated record. Lineage: Eukaryota; Fungi; Ascomycota; Dothideomycetes; Pleosporales; Pleosporaceae. The transcript has a single exon. The coding region runs from base 1 to 5157 and encodes 1718 amino acids.
AUGCUGCUCUCUGAGCAAGAUCCGAACGGCGGCGGCCGCAUGUCUCGAGCCUCCAACAUCUCCGCCCUGAGCCGAACAUCAGGCAAACCCGUAUCGCGGGCACCUAGUUCUGAGAUCCCACCUGCUCUCGAUCGCGGUGUUUCGUCCAUGCUCCGCACUGGGACCGAGAUGGGCAACGUCGGCAUCGGCGCCCAAUUUGACGACCUGUCUGGCAUUAAUAACAUGCAGCGUCCUAUACGCUCGCGCGCAACCAGUAGGAUGUCGACAGCUUCUUCCAUGUCCAACGCGUCUAGCCGAGCUAGCAGGCAGCUUCGUCACUUCCCUUUGUCCUCUUCCGCACCACGCCAGCCAAUGCUGCAUUACGGGCAGCAGUAUGUCGCUGAUACGCUCUCUCCAACGACGAUGAACGCCGCCAGCUCAUCACCUUUCAACGGAAGGGACAACCGCGACAGGGACUCGCAUCGCUCCCAUUCUAUGACGCAUACUAUACAGCCACCGAAGUACGGCCUCGUGAGCAACAGGUCCCUUACUAGUCUGCGCCCUCAGCCAGCAUUUCGGUCUUCGAACUCGUACAACUAUCCAAUCUCAUCGGGGGGCGGGCUCAGGCCGCCUGGUUCAUACCAGAGAUCGGUCUCACCCGUCCUGGGCGACGACACCAGACUACCCCCACAGGGAUCACAAGCCUACGACGACGAAAGACUGUCUUUUGCUGGCCCACUGCAAGGUUACAACAACCCAGUACGCACAUACUACAACCAUCCGCAGCAGCAUGCUGGACAGGGGCAGGAACAUCGUGGCUUCAGCAACCGGCAUAACCCAGGGCAGAUGAGAGCCAUGAAUCCAUCUUCCCAAUCUACAAUGAGUCUCGGAAAUCGUGCCGUGGAGGAUGACGGGUUCCCUGUCUAUGGCGGACCAGAUCAGCUCAGGCAAACACAAAACUUGAACAAUGGGCAUCCCAUCUCUCGUAAGGUUCUAGGCAACUUCAUCCGCGAGCCUCGCUCGGAAGAUCGAAGGGACGAUAGGCGUAGGGGUAGUGACUUUCGUUCGGAGGCUCCACCCUUGCCGGUCGACCACAAGCACCGCAUUGCCGUCGAACAAGCUAGUCUUAAGAGGUCUGCGCCUGCUUCCAUUUCCAGUUUUAACACAAACUUGCGUACCGACUCAGACGCACCAUCCUCCGACAUGGCCCUACCGCCAACUCCGAAAGAUGGUCACCUCAUGGAGGUGCACCGUAGCCUCGAUAGAACCAAGGUUUUCAAGGUCGCCAAUACGAACCGCAUUGUCAUCACAGAGGAGCCUUCAUCGGCGCCAUCCUACGGGAUGAAUGGACAGCUUGAACGCAAUGAGCCUGAAGACCCAGGAGCCGAGACUAUCCCUGUUGGCUUCAUGGACCGGACCAAAACCAUCGCCGAGCAGUUUAGCCCCACUGGGGCGGUAUUGAAGAGUGAUCCUUUUUUAGGACAAGAGGCACAACCAAUGUCGAUGGAGGUCGUGUCUCCCCAGUUAUCAAACAUCGACCAUAUCGCAAACGACGUUGCGGAACUCCCGGCGUCCCCGGUAGCUCGCCGUAUCACGAGGAAUUUGAUCCUAAGUGGACUAGAGGCUUCAACGACGGACGAUAUCCAGUCUUCCAUCAAGUCAACAAGCUCUUCGGGGCAAUCUCUAUCGCCACCAAGAAAGCCCCUAACGCCAUCAAAAAGGUCACUUAUUCCAAGGCCUCUGACCCCAAGGUCCUCGACACUGUCAAAGACCAAUAAGUCUACUCAUUCUGACCACCUACCUGUUGAGAAGUCAUUUGCAUCUGAUAUGCUUUCCAGAGCCACGCCGGAUCCGACAGACAGCCGACGUAAUCGUGGUAGUAUCUUAUCAGAAACGGGAUCUAGCGUCCUUGACUCGUCCACUCUUGAAUUCGCAGUUCGACACUCCAUACCAACAGCCAAAGGUGGUGGCUUCGGAAAUGAGCCUGGUGUCCAAGCCCAUGUUGUCACAAGCAUUGCAAGCCCCGGCCACAGUACCGAGGAUGGUAUGUCGGAUGUUCUUGCAGGCUACCAAGGAACCGAUUCUAAGAAUGAGACCGACGCUCUGGUACAAGGUGGGAUGACCAAGAAAGAUAAGAGCGAUGGGCAAGAGCAUACGGACGUUUCGACAGAUCAGGAUAUGAAACUGUUGCCACUUGCCCUUCGUUCUAGAAGCAGCCAUGUCCAAAAGUCGUCCGAUGAGUUGUCCUUCAAGUCGUGUACAGAUCUGCCAGAGGCAUUCUUGGAGUCAGCAUCGUUCCAGCCAAGGAGGAACCUUGACGAGGAUUCUUCUGCGUCCGCGAUCGAUGUCGCGCCUCAGCGAGAUGGGCCUUUGAAGGAAUUAGAUGCCUGCUCUUUUGCGACUGCCGCAAGUCCUAUCCGUGCUACUUCUGUACCGCCGUCUCGAUUCCCCUCGUCCAACCUAGGGAACCUGGUCAUGAGCCAGAGCAGGGCGACUACUGAGAUGCCUUUGUCUAAACCAUCCUCUAUUAUACUUCGUAAACAGCCGCCGGUACCCCACCGAGAAUCAAGCUUCUCGAUCGUGGCGAACAAACUGCGGACCAGCUCAAAGCAGAGUAUGAAGCAAGGCUCGGUAUCGGUAUCUGGUUCAUCAUCCACGCUUAGCACCACGCACCUGCCGCCAGUGGUCCCGCCUCGGGAGUCUUCUACUUCCAAGGAAGCUCAACGUGUGCACGCUGCAGUCUCUUUCUUGAUGCGUCCUCUACCAUCGCGCUUUGUUAGGCCUCGGAAGAAUUUCGAUCAAGAGGAUCUGCCGAGGUCAGAUGAAACGAUUUCAACUGUUCGUGACUCGAAUCAAGAUACGAGCGGCGCCUCAAGCUUCAAUGGGGUUGUAAGCUCACCACCCCCUGUCGUGGAGGUAACUACGACAUCAAAAGUGACAUCGUCCAAGCCAAAAGGGGUACCUGCCGCGAAGAUGCGGAUCAUCACUUUCGAUACUCCGGAAGCCUGCAACCUUUACAAGAUCCUUGGUAGCAGCCCGAUUCCUGUUGCGCAACAAAAAGCUUUCAACAGCUCAGAUUCUGCCAUUAUCGAACCCUCAUCUGUGUAUUCGAUCCAGGAUAGCUCUUCAAGUUCCCAUGUAGACCCUGCGGAUGGAGUUGCGGCGACCCCGGAACCUAAUCGUCGCGACAGCCAGACUACCACACAUAUAGAAUGGCAUCGCUAUGCGUCUUCUGCUACAGGUGGCGGAGCUCAGCAAGUGCCGCUGCGGCCGCCAAGUGGUAUUGGAGCUCAUCUCGACUCUUCGUCCUUGACUCCCUUGACCAAUAUUCAAGAGGAUACUACAACGGUCCUCAGACUGUCCGGGUAUAGGUAUCCUGGCCCUUCGCGUUAUCUGCCUGACCUGAAAGAGGAGUCGCAUGAGGACUCGAGCCUCAACACGAGUGCGAGCAACCUGAAGAGCUCGAGUUUCCGUUUUCCAUUCGGGGCGCCGUCGGGUGUUAGGGCUUCGGGAGAGGAUCCGGUCAACUUCUCGAGAAGAUCGUCUAUGGUGUCGCAUCGCCGAAGUGUUAUUGGUAGCAAUGUCGGCAGCACACUUGGCCUGGCACACGGCUUACCUUCGAUGCGAUUUAGUCGAAUGAAUCUGUUUGAUGGUCUGACCGACGAGCUUGGCCUUCGCUACUCAAGGUCAAUGGAGGAGGUGCCCAAUGCGUCGCAGAGGUUGAGCAGAGGUAGUCCGUUGCGGCCUGCAUCAGCGGGUGAUGUCACAGGUCUGCGCCUUUCUCUCGCCGAGUUGGAUGAGGCUCAGCGCUCGAGGUUGUCAAGGCAGCUUACUGCCAUGAUGAACUUGUUCGCCAUGCAUCGUGCGCGUUCGCCGGAGCUUAUGGCGGAGAUUGAGCGGCUUACUAUACCUUCUGUUGGAAGGCUCACACAGCGCUUCUCGGAGUUCUUCCCGUCGUUGAGGGAGUACUAUCAGUGUGGUGACCCGGUUGAGUUCCCAAUCGAGGAAGAGAUUAAAAAGCACGCGUUGGAUGAGAUUCACGAGAUCCAUCCGACGCAAAAGCGCUCCUAUGCUCGACUUCGUCCCAUGCGUGGAGUAUCCCACAUGGUUGUCAUCGAGGAUGAUCUCUACAUUGAGAUUACGAGCAAGGAGAAGGGACAUGGUAAUCCAAGCCGUCCCGAAGAUAGGGUUACUGCAAACAGCGCUAGUGAGGCAGAUUCAUUUGCGGAUAAGUCGACCUACGAAGACGACGUGACUAGCACCCCAGCACACAACAAAACAGCUCCGCUUCUAGAGCUUCAAGUUCCGUCACCUGUUGUUCUACGCCCACACUCCCAUACAGUCGGUCCUCAAGAGCUUCGCAUCUCAGGGGAUUCGGCUCUGUCAUCAAGAAGGUCUUUGAGAUCGAUUGUUUCCACGCCUACAGCGACCGAGACGCGUCCUUGGAACUCGGACAAGAACUAUCCUUGGGCAACGUCAACAAAUCCCGCAAUCGACAUCUCUCUCCCUUGUCCACCCGCUGCAAAACACUCCCCUCGCCCUGGUCCCUCUCAUCUCCGCAACAGACUCUCUGACACGUCUACUGCAAGUUCCUUUUCGACUGCGCAGACAGCUACAGCAUCGCCCUUUGGGUCACCAUCCGACAGCACCGCACACGCAAGUCAUCACCGCUUCAGCGCCUUUGGCCGUAACGGUGAUCAGUCGCACGCAGUUGGAGAACGCUAUCCCACAUCCGCUUUGUCUCCACCUACAGCUAUCUUCCGCGAUCACCUCUCUGCCUCGGAUACUUCUGACGACGAGCAUUACGAUACCACGCACAAGACCAGGCUCUCGCUGCGCAAGCGGUUUUCGUCAACUCGCAAAGCUACGUUUGACAACCAAACAAACACUCGAGCUGGCAGGAGCAAGACUAAAGCACAGGAUCUUGCUUCGCCCGAGUCCACCAAGCCGUCAACAAAUUCAAUCCUCCAGGAUUGUGUUGACGAAGCUCAAGCGUUCACGUCAUCCACUACCGCAAACCGGCAUACCUUCCGUGACGCGGAGGGUAUGAGAGCAGUUGACUACCGCAAACAACGUAUCAUCGACCGCAUCAAGACUUGGUGGCACAAAGGCUCGCACCUGAUCAGACAACUGUCAACCCGCAAGCAGUCCACUACUACUGGUGCUACAACUGCCUAA